AUGGCCGACGCCUACGCGGACCGCUCCUACGGCUCCGACCCGGUCGGAUUCGGGCAGACGCUCGGCAUCAUCGUCGUCGACUUUCAAAAGGCCUUCACUCGGCCGGGAGGGGCUCUGGCCGGCUCGCCUCACAUCGAGGCCGCGGUAGAGGCGACCCAGCGGCUGCUCACCCACGCGCGGGCGGCCGGCGUGCGCGUGGCGGUCUCGUACGUCGCCUACGCGACGCUCGACGCGAUGCCGCACUGGAAGGUGCGGGCAGUCAAGACGGACCUCUUUCGUGGCAUGCCAGGCACGGAGCUGGACCCGCGCAUCACGGCGGGAGGGCAGAGCGACUAUGCCUUCGACAAGUGGGGCGCGUCCUCCUUCUUCCAGACGCCGCUCGCCGCCUACUUCACGCGCCACGGCGUCGAUACCGUCGCUGUCUGCGGCUGCACCACCUCCGGCUGCGUGCGAGCGACGGUGGUGGACGCGUUCCAGUUCGGCUUCCGCACGCUGCUAGUGGCGGACGGAUGCGGUGGCGCCGAGAUGCGGCCGAGAUGUGGCCGAUACCGAGCGGUGAUUGCCGCGACCGAAGGCGCCUCUCUUCACAGCGAGCCGGUGGCGCGGCGUCAAGUAUGAGUAGCGUUGUAGAUGAAGUCGGGGUCACAGGACGCGGCACAGACGGGGCACACAAGUCAGGCUACAAACACAGGGAGGCGCGCAGUGAGGCAAGGGUAGGGCGGUCGCAAGGGCGGCGGCGGCGAGGGUGGUGGUGUAGGGUGGCGGCGAGCGGGCAGUGGCGAGGGCAGCGGGGCGGCUGGAGGCGAGGGCGCGAGAGCGGCGGCAGUCCGGAGGGCGGCCGAGGGGAGGGUGGUGCGGGGCG
Molecule: messenger RNA, 862 nt
Organism: Emiliania huxleyi CCMP1516
Lineage: Eukaryota; Haptophyta; Isochrysidales; Noelaerhabdaceae
Exons: 5
Coding region: 1-618 (205 amino acids)
Source: RefSeq, a predicted model, not a curated record